Globicephala melas (long-finned pilot whale) is the source of this 3567-nucleotide messenger RNA. It is a transcript of the gene ANAPC10, whose product is annotated as anaphase promoting complex subunit 10. Lineage: Eukaryota; Metazoa; Chordata; Mammalia; Artiodactyla; Delphinidae. Gene Ontology annotation, cellular component: anaphase-promoting complex. Gene Ontology annotation, biological process: anaphase-promoting complex-dependent catabolic process; protein K11-linked ubiquitination. The record is from RefSeq and is a predicted model, not a curated record.
UGUUGGGUAAGCGAGGCGGGCCUGGGAAGCUGAGUGGGAGUGGCGCGGAACUGCAGCGGUUCCUGAAAACCUGAGUGGCGGCAAGCCGGGUCUGCGAGCUAAUAUUUUUAAAAUGACCACACCAAACAAGACACCUCCCGGUGCUGACCCUAAGCAGUUGGAAAGGACUGGAACAGUACGGGAAAUUGGGUCACAAGCUGUUUGGUCACUCUCAUCUUGCAAACCAGGAUUUGGAGUGGAUCAAUUACGAGAUGACAAUCUAGAAACUUAUUGGCAGUCAGAUGGCUCCCAGCCUCAUUUAGUGAACAUCCAAUUCAGAAGAAAAACAACAGUGAAGACAUUAUGUAUUUAUGCGGACUACAAAUCUGAUGAAAGCUAUACUCCAAGCAAGAUCUCAGUCAGAGUAGGAAAUAAUUUUCACAAUCUUCAAGAGAUUCGGCAACUUGAAUUGGUGGAACCAAGUGGCUGGAUUCACGUUCCUUUAACUGAUAAUCAUAAGAAGCCAACUCGCACAUUCAUGAUACAGAUUGCUGUUCUAGCCAAUCAUCAGAAUGGAAGAGAUACCCACAUGAGACAAAUUAAAAUAUACACACCCGUGGAAGAGAGCUCCAUUGGUAAAUUUCCUAGAUGUACAACUAUUGAUUUCAUGAUGUAUCGCUCCAUAAGGUGACCUUGAAACAGAACAAAAGUCAUUAAACAUAUCUUUAUCUUGUCAGUAAAGAUUAAAUCUGGUAUCUUUAUUGAAAAAAGGAUCAAUUAUUUUGCAGUUUUUUAUGCAUUGAAAAGUAUUUUAUUGUAACUUUAAUAAAUAACUUUUGGGUCAUACUAUGUUUAUUUUCUUUAACAUAUAAUAAAGCUCGCAUAUUUUAUAAUUAUUAAAAUGAAUUUGAGCCAAUCAUUAAAUUUUUCCUUAUGUCAAAAGAAAACCAGUUGAACUGAAAAUUUUUAAGAUAUACACAAUUUUUUACUAACUAGGUAAUUAUUUCAUAUAGUGAUCAUGCAUUACAGUAAUGAUUUACUGCGUGUUUGGGAACAAAACUAUGUUUUACCAAUAGAUAUUAUCUUUAAUAGGCCAGAAUUAUUAUUUUUUUCUAUCCAGAGGAAGCUUCUUCUAUUAAUACUUGGUCUUUUUAAAAACUGUGUCAAAAUAAGCUUAGCAUUCAGUGUGUGAUGAGAACCAUUCUGAUUUGGGGAAUGUAAUUAAUUGUGUCAUAAUUAUCGUACUCCCAUGAAAUAUUUUUAACCCUAGGGUUGUCUAUAUCCUGAUAUUAUGUUAGCAAUUGCCAAUAUAAUCUGCUGUUUAUUCUAAUUCUAAUGCUGUUUAUAGAAUAGUUUCAAAUUUGUGUCUGACACUGAAGCAUUCCCUAAGGGAUAAUGUAGCUCAUGAAAAUUUUAAAAAUAUAUGAAAUUGUUCUUUACAUAUAAAAAUAUUUUAAAGUCCCUUAAAUGAGGUUUCUUUCCAUGGUUUAACAUGAGUCGAUUUGAUUCUGUUUAUCUCCCCCGGCACCACCCACUACCCCAUAUCCUUACUUUGGGGGAGACAGAACUUCUCCAUAUUGGCUCUUUUUUUUUUCUUUUUGUGGUUGUGCCGCAUGGCUUGUGGGAAUCUUACCUCUCCGACUAGGGUCCGAACCCGAGCCCUUGGCAGUGAGAGCAUGGAGUCCUAACCACUGGACUGCCAGGGAAUUCCCACCAUAUUGGCUCUUGUUUGGGAAAGAUUCCUCAGAGGUUCUUGCAUUACUGGGUAGACUGAAGUCUUAAAUUAGCAAAGUUUAGGAAAUAAUUAUGUGUUUGAUUUAUUCUGGCAGAGUACUAAUUUACAUGGAUGCUAUAAAAAAUGAAGGUUUCAUUUUUUUCACUCAGCAGAAUCUCAGCUCUUUUUUCUAUGAGUUCCACAAAGAGUUUGUCAUUUUCAUUCUGUUGUCUUUAAAGUAAGAAGCAUGGUAAGUGACUGUAUCAUCACCAAAAAGUCUGUAACCAAAACUCAUUUGAGAUCAGUGAAUUACUCCCAAGCAUAGAUGUCAGAUGCUGGGAAGGGUAGAAGAAAAACAGAUGGAUAGGAAUUAAAAGAAAAGGAGAGAAUCAAGAAAAUAAGAAGAGCAAUAUAUACUUGGCACUGUAUUGAUGUUCUGCGUUAGUCUGAUAAGGAAAACAUUCAUGUAAACAACAGGCAGAGUCUAAGAGGCAGAGAAAUCUAAUAAAAAGUACAGGAAGUUUUAUUAGUAAUAAUGUUACUACUUGCUAACUGCUUUUUAAAAAUUUGCUUAAAAGAAAAAAGGAGGAGGACUAAUUAUCAUUUACCUGAUCCAGUCUAUUAUUUCCUACUAUUAAUAGUUUGUGAAAAAAACUCCUACAAUUAGGAAGAAUUAAGAAGAAUGUUGGGAAAAUCACUAUGUUUUCUAGUUCUACUCCCUUUCCCUGUUUUUCAUAAACCAGCUGAGCACCUCAUUAGGCAUGGGAAAACUUGGUAGCCCCAGAUUGUGGAGGUAAUGCUUCCCCUUAUUUUAAGGAUUAUCUGAAGUCCUGAUAGACCAUGUAUUACAUUAACAAUGCAUAAUUAUCUAAAGCAGUUUCAUUUCUCUUUUGAAAGAGCAAAUUAUAUAGCCAACAAAAUAUUUGUAUCUAGAAUAUAUAAAGAACUCUUCUUAUCACUUAACAGGAAGAAGACAUACAAUCCCAUUAAAGUGAGCAAAAGAUUUAAACAAUCAUUUCAUCAAAGAAGACAUAUGAUUGACAAAUAAGCAUAUGAAAAGAUGCUCAACUUCAUUGGAUGUUAGUGAAAUGCAAAUUAAAAUCGUAAUGAGAUACCAUUUCACAGCCACUAGAAUGACUGUGGUUAAAAUGACAACGAGGAGGGGGAAGGGUAAGCUGGGACGAAGUGAGAGAGUGGCAUGGACAUAUAUACACUACCAAAUGUAAAACAGAUAGCUAGUGGGAAGCAGCCGCAGAGCACAGGGAGAUCAGCUCGGUGCUUUGUGUCCCCCUAGAGGGGUGGGAUAGGCAGGGUGGAAGGGAGAUGCAAGAGGGAGGAGAAAUGGGGAUAUUAUGUAUAGCUGAUUCACUUUGUUAUACAGCAGCAACUAACACAACAUUGUAAAACAAUUAUACUCCAAUAAAGAUGUUAAAAAAAAAGACAAUUGCACGUGUUAGCAAAGAUAUGGAGGAAAUGGACCUCUUGUCAAACUACUGAUGAGGAUGUAAUUAGUGUAUAACCACUUUGGAAAACAUUUUGGUAAUUUCUUAAGUUAAACAUAUACCUGUGUAUGGGUAUUUACCCAAGAGAAAAGAAAGCGUAUGUCCGUACAAAGACUUGCACAUGAAUGUUCAUAGCAGCUUUAUUUGUAGUACCUAAAAAUUGGAAACAAUGCAAAUGUUGAUCAAUCGGAGAAGGUAUAAACGAAUUGUGGUAAAUCCAUAUAAUAGGAUACUACUCAGCGAUAAAAAUAAAUGAACAGUUAAUACAUGCGACAACAUGGAUACAUUUACAAAAUAAUUAUGCUGAAAGAAAGAAACCACAAAAAAGAGUAUAUAGUGUAUGAUUCUAUUUUUUUUUUUUUUAAUUCUAGA